Messenger RNA from Hyposmocoma kahamanoa, 1642 nucleotides. Its product is annotated as alpha-amylase 1-like. The coding region runs from base 14 to 1516 and encodes 500 amino acids. The record is from RefSeq and is a predicted model, not a curated record. NCBI's taxonomy places the organism in Eukaryota, Metazoa, Arthropoda, Insecta, Lepidoptera, Cosmopterigidae. Gene Ontology annotation, biological process: carbohydrate metabolic process. Gene Ontology annotation, molecular function: alpha-amylase activity; cation binding. The transcript has 9 exons.
AACGGAAACCAGGAUGCUUCGACUCAUACUCCUUCUCGUGGCGGUGACCGCGGUCGUAGCGUAUCACAAUCCCAAUUACGCCGCAGGACGUUCCACUAUGGUUCAUCUUUUUGAGUGGAAGUGGGACGACAUUGCAGAUGAGUGCGAACGCUUCUUAGGUCCUAAUGGUUUUGGAGGUGUCCAGACAUCUCCGGCCAGUGAAAAUCUGAUAAUUAGGCCUUAUAAUCGUCCUUGGUGGGAGCGAUACCAGCCCAUAUCAUACCACCUGGUUACCCGCUCUGGUGAUGAACAACAGUUCGCCAACAUGGUCCGACGCUGCAAUAACGCUGGUGUACGGAUUUACGUAGACGCAAUCAUCAAUCACAUGACACAGACGUGGGAUGACAACGUCGGUACUGGUGGUAGCAUUGCUGAAUUUGAUACCUGGAGCUAUCCUGCUGUACCUUAUGAUCGUAACGAUUUCAACUAUCCUCAUUGUAAUAUUUAUGGGCACGAUUAUGGCUGCUGUCCAGAUAGGGUACGCAAUUGCGAACUUGGAAAUCUCAAAGAUUUGAAUCAAACUUCUGAAUAUGUACGCGAUCAAAUCGUUGGAUUCCUCAACCACAUGAUCGACCUAGGUGUUGCUGGUUUUAGAAUUGACGCCGCAAAACACAUGUGGCCCAGCGACCUUCAAAUUAUCUUCGACAGACUACACAACCUUAACACCGAUCAUGGUUUCCCAUCUGGCGCUCGUCCUUAUAUUUACCAAGAAGUCAUUGACUUUGGACAUGAAGCUGUUUCUCGGAAUGAAUACACUCCACUUGGUGAUGUGCAAGAGUUCAAAUUUGGUAUGGAACUCAGCAGAGCCUUUUUAGGUUAUAACCAAUUAAGGUGGUUGGUCAGCUGGGGACCUGAAUGGGACUUUUUGGAUUCCGAUCUUGCUAUGGUUUUUGUUGACAACCAUGACAACCAGAGAGGCCAUGGUUCUGGUGGUGACAUCCUUACCUACAAACGGGCUAAACAGUACAAGGGAGCUAUUGCAUUCAUGUUGGCUCAUCCUUAUGGUGAGCCUCAGAUGAUAAGCAGCUUUGAUUUCACUGACACUGAAGCUGGACCUCCGCAGGACAGCAACGAGAACAUCAUUUCCCCUUCAAUUAACUCUGACAAUUCCUGCGGUAACGGCUGGGUGUGUGAGCACCGCUGGCGGCAGAUCUACCAGAUGGUAACUUUCAGGAACGUCGCGGCUGGUCAAAGCAUUAACAACUGGUGGGAUAACGGUAGCAAUCAAAUCGCCUUCUGUCGAGGCAAUGCUGCUUUCAUCGCUUUUAAUAAUGAUGAAUGGGCUCUUAACCAAGGUCUCCAGACCUGUCUUCCAGCUGGUAGAUAUUGUGAUAUAAUUUCGGGCUCGAAAAAUGGAAAUUCAUGCACAGGCAAGACCAUUACAGUGGACAACGACGGCCUAGCUCAAAUCUCAAUUAGUCCUAUUGAGUUCGAUAUGAUACUCGCUAUCCAUAUAGGCGAACAGUCUCGGCUCUAAAAGAAGAUGAUUCAUCUGAAAGAAAUGAAGACUGGUGUUCCAUUGCUUUGUUGUCCAAAAUUACGCUUUAAUUACAAAACAAUAUAUUAUUUAAAUUAUAAACAAAAACUACUAUACUCAUUAUAA